Macrosiphum euphorbiae (potato aphid) is the source of this 2157-nucleotide messenger RNA. The record is from the annotation of a GenBank genome assembly. NCBI's taxonomy places the organism in Eukaryota, Metazoa, Arthropoda, Insecta, Hemiptera, Aphididae.
AUGAUAUUGGACUAUGAAGUAGAACACCUCAUGCACAUACUGGGACAAGCCGAGGAAGUGCACUUCAUGGGAGAUUACCAGAGCUUCGUUAUCACAAAUUUAGACGCUCACACGUUAAGUUUCAGCGAGUUCCAUAAAUCGAUGGCCAACAUAACGUUGAUACGGUUAAUCAACCCGGAAAGUCAGCACGUCAGAAACGCCGUCGAGGAAAUCGUGUUCAACGAACAGAAAAGCGGACGGACCAGUGUUUUGUCGCCGAAUACGAUGAAAACAAAAACCGCGUUGAUGUACGAUGCGGUGAACUUUUUCGCAACAUCGCUCCAUGGUUUGGUGGCAACCCAAACGAUGGGGCCCAUGAGAAUCGCUUGCGACGACAUAAAACCGUGGGUGCACGGAUACAGUCUAAUCAACUACAUGCGAGUGAUGGAGGUAAAUGGAUUGACCGGAAAAAUGAGAUUCGAUGCAGAAACAGGUAACAGGAAUUACUUUAAAUUAGACGUGGUCCGAGUGCAAGAGAGCAAGAAGCAUCGUUUGGGAUCUUGGGAUCCGGAGCUGAAUAUGACGCUGACGAGAUCGGUGUCAGAAAUUAACUCAGAAUUUGCCCAGUCGAUUACGAACAAGACGUUUAUCGUCGUUGGAAAAUUAGUUCAACCAUAUCUUAUGAGAUGCAACGCCACGGAAAAAGGAAUGGACAAAGACGAAGAAUGUUUCGAAGGAUUUGCGUACGACUUGGUCGAGGAAAUGGCCAAAUACAAUGGAUUUAAAUUCAAGUUUACUACCAACCAAGAUUACGGCAUUAUGAAUCACAAGACCGGCAAGUGGAACGGUAUGAUCGGAGAGUUGCAGUCCAUGCGGGCGGACCUGGCGAUCUGCGACCUUACGAUCACUUUUGACCGGCGGAACGCGGUAGACUUCACGACGCCGUUCAUGACGCUGGGCAUAAGCAUAUUGUACGCGAAACCGGAGAAGAAGAAACCCCAGCUAUUCUGGUUCCUGAACCCGCUGUCUUUCAGCGUCUGGAUGUACACCGCGACCGCGUACCUAGGCGUGUCUUUGUUCUUGUUCAUGUUGGCCAGAAUGACACCGUUCGAAUGGGAACUCCCGCACCCGGUCAAGCCCGGAGACAACACGUUGGAGAAUUCGAUGACGCUGCUCAACUGCCUGUGGUUUUCCAUCGGUUCCGUGCUGUGUGCCGGAUGCGAAGUCCUACCCAAAAUCACACCCAACGAAUGGAACGAUCCACAGCCGUGGAAAGAAGGUAACAACGACCUUGAGACUAGGCUUAAUGUGGCUAAUCUGAUAUGGUUCAGUUGCGGCACCAUGUUGCAACAGGGUUCCGAUGUAUCACCUCAGGCGGUGUCCACGCGUUUAGUGGCAGGGAUGUGGUGGUUUUUCGCGCUGAUCAUGACCUCGUCGUACACCGCCAACCUGACAGCGUCCAUUACCAGCGGACGUCUGGACACUCCAAUCAAGAACGUCGAUGACUUGUCGAAAGACUCGAACAUCGAGUACGGCUGUUACGAAGAAGGAUCGACGGCCAGUUUUUUUCAGAAAUCGAACUUGAGUUUGUACCAGAGGAUGUGGAGCGUAAUGGAAGCGUCUAACCCAACCGUGUUCACGAAGAGCAAUCAGGAGGGCGUUGACCGGGUACUCAAGGGUAAAGGCCGGUAUGCUUUCCUCAUGGAAUCGUCGAGCAUCGAGUACCAGACGGAACGUAACUGCAACCUGAUGGAAAUCGGCAACACGCUCGACUCCAAAGGGUACGGCAUAGCAAUGCCGAUGAAUUCCCCGUAUCGUACGCUGAUUAGCGAAUCGGUGUUGAGAUUGCAAGAAUCCGGAUUCAUGCGAGAGCUCAAAGACAAAUGGUGGAAAGUCCAAGGAGACAAUAAAUGCGAGGAAGAAGACGAAAGCGACGAACUCGGCUUUACGAAAAUCGGUGGCGUUUUUGUGGUUUUGGUUCUCGGAUGUUUAAUUGCGUUUAUGUUUUCCAUAUUGGAGUUUUUGUGGAACAUCCGGAAAGUGGCCAUCGAAGAAGAGAUAACACCGAAAGAAGCGUUGAUUUUAGAAUGGAAAUUCGCGAUGAAAUGUGACGGAGGAGUCAAGCCACUUAGGCGGCGGCAUCAUAUCGAUACCGGAACGAACUCUGACACAAGCUAA